This is a messenger RNA of Notothenia coriiceps (black rockcod), 1265 nucleotides long. It is a transcript of the gene cyb5b, whose product is annotated as cytochrome b5 type B. Gene Ontology annotation, cellular component: membrane; intracellular membrane-bounded organelle. The coding region runs from base 295 to 768 and encodes 157 amino acids. Lineage: Eukaryota; Metazoa; Chordata; Actinopteri; Perciformes; Nototheniidae. Gene Ontology annotation, molecular function: heme binding. The record is from RefSeq and is a predicted model, not a curated record. The transcript has 5 exons.
UGUGCUUCACGGUAAAAUAACACGCAUUUCAUUGGUCUCUUUCACCGGUCUGCUGACCUGACGUGCCGGGUUAGGUUUUUUUUCUAGUUCCUUACAUUUUGUAACGUUAGCGUAUGUGUGGAUUUGUUUUUUCAUCUUUCCUCUACUGUGUCAUCAGAAGCUUUUUUUGCACGGGUAACCCACUAGCUUGUAGCUAGAUAGAGCUAGCCUACACCCAUAGCGGUAAACCCAAGUUAGCGUUAGCUUGCUGCUCUGUCGGUUUAGUAUAGUAUUUCCAUCAACGUUUACAUUAAAAUGGGCGAGGAAAUGAACGACAAAACUUUAGGCUGCGGACCUGCUGAUAACACUGUCGCUGAGGGAAACGGCCAAACAGUAGAAGCUGGUGUAAAAUACUACACACUAGAAGAAAUAAGGCUACAUAACAUGAGCACUGACACAUGGCUCAUCAUCCACGAUAAAGUGUAUGACCUUACAGGUUUCCUUGAAGAGCAUCCGGGGGGUGAGGAGGUUUUGAUAGAGCAGGCUGGAUCAGAUGCCACAGAGAGCUUUGAGGAUGUGGGUCACUCCACAGAUGCCAGGGAGAUUCUUUUGCAGUACUACGUUGGGGAGCUCCACAUGGAUGACAGAUUAAAGCAGAAGCCAAAUGAGGAAAAUGACGCUAAAUCAGGAGAGUCCAGCUCCUGGACCACAUGGUUGAUACCUGCUAUCGUCGCGACUGUCGUUGGCCUUGUGUAUCGCUUCUACGUGUUUGAACACAAGUCUUCUUGAGUGUUGGCAUCGUUUUUUCAUAUUAUUAUUUUCAUCUGGAGGCCUUGAAAUUUUUUGACCAAAACCUCCUCAUACUGAACGCACACAAUUGUGAGUCUCUGCAACAACAAAAUGAGGCCAGCAGUUUUUCCUUGUCCAUCUACAAAGAGUGCAGACUUAAUUGAAUUGUCUGCCUUUUAUUAUAUUUGUAUUUCAUUGUCACUAUGCCUGUUGUCAUUAAUGUUUAACAUUGUCAUUAACUUAAGCUAUUAUAUGCAUCAAAACAAUUUGUGGCUUUGUAUGUUCAUACCCAUUUGCCUGAAAAGAGAACGGUUAUGUUAACAGUCUUGUAUACAUACCCCAUGAUUUUGCUGAUAGAGAAAAAGUAAAAGAGAUGUCAGUAUGCAAAAUGGUAAUGAGAUCAGGAUAAUAGUUUACCAUGACCAUAUUUUUUACACUGAAAUAUCACUUGCGAUGCAUUUUAUUAGUUUUGAAUAAAGUGAACAUUGUUACAGCUA